Messenger RNA from Danaus chrysippus (African queen), 654 nucleotides. The record is from the annotation of a GenBank genome assembly. Lineage: Eukaryota; Metazoa; Arthropoda; Insecta; Lepidoptera; Nymphalidae.
AUGCCGCGACCGUCGCGUGAAUCAUAUGGAGAUCAGAAACCGCCGUACUCCUACAUCUCGUUGACGGCCAUGGCUAUAUGGAGUUCGCCGGAACGUAUGUUGCCGUUGUCGGAAAUAUACAGAUUCAUAAUGGACCGCUUCCCGUAUUAUCGACGGAACACACAGCGCUGGCAGAACUCUUUGAGACAUAAUUUGUCAUUUAAUGAUUGUUUCGUCAAAGUGCCGAGGAGACCGGACCGUCCCGGCAAAGGGGCCUACUGGACGUUACAUCCACAGGCCUUUGAUAUGUUCGAGAACGGCUCGCUGCUCCGCCGCCGCAAAAGAUUCAAGUUGCAGAAAGGGGAGAAGGACAACCUGAAUGCGGAGCUAGCAGCGUUGGCCAGUUUUAACAGAGCUUUCCUCGCGCGACAAGCGGGAGCUCCACCACCGCCGCCUCUGCCUACAACCGGCCUGUAUACACCACCAAUGUGUCCUCAGCUGAGUCCGGAGCCGGCUGAAAUACCAGAAGUUGCAUCAGUCACAAUCUUACCACGAGAGCGUCCUCGUCGAGCUUUCACUAUUGAUGCUUUAUUAGAACCAGAGCCUCCACGUUCUUCUCCGUCUCCCCCAGUCCGAUGCUUCCUAUACCAGUUCACAUGCCACGGCUCGAGCUGA